Molecule: messenger RNA, 991 nt
Organism: Sabethes cyaneus
Lineage: Eukaryota; Metazoa; Arthropoda; Insecta; Diptera; Culicidae
Exons: 4
Coding region: 95-991 (298 amino acids)
Molecular function (GO): calcium ion binding; enzyme regulator activity
Source: RefSeq, a predicted model, not a curated record
CCAAAAAUCGUUCAAGUUGGAAGGUAAAAUCUUCUCGGCGGUGAAUAACUUUCUCACUGCGUCGACCCUCGUCAAGGAUAUCCGGCAACUGAUUAUGACCAAACACACCAACGAUCCAGACAGUGCUUCGCAGCAUCAACAGAGUGACGAGGAUUCAAGCCAGAACAAUCAAAACGACCCCAGCUUAAGCUACCCAUCGCAACGGCUAGCCGGAACAUCGACCGAUCACAGUGCCAGUUUCGCCGCAGUCAGCAGCCGCAACAUGCGUCGCUCGAAUCCUACCGGCAGCAGUAGUCAGCCAGUGCAGGAGGAUAACACCAAUCAGCCGGCGAGUGAUUGUUCCAGCCUGGAUGGGAACGUCUUCGUCGAGGGCUCUCAGGCCGGAGCCCGUCCCAAUACUCGCCGAUCGCAAACAUCUGAAUCGAUAACGUCCAGUAACUUCAACUACAGCAUGAACCGACGAUUCAUCUCCAAAAAUCAAAUGAAGGAAUUCCGGGAAGCGUUCCGGCUGUUCGACAAGGAUAACGAUGGUUCCAUUACGAAGGAGGAGUUGGGCACGGUGAUGCGUUCGCUCGGGCAAUUCGCCCGUGUGGAAGAGCUGGAGGAGAUGCUACUGGAAAUAGAUGUUGACGGUGACGGAAACGUAAGCUUUGAGGAAUUUGUGGACAUCAUGUCCAAUAUGACCGACACCGUCGCGGAAGCUUCUGCCGAUCAGGAAGAACGCGAACUACGGGAUGCUUUCCGCGUUUUCGACAAACAUAACCGUGGUUACAUAACGGCCUCAGACUUGCGUGCGGUUUUACAAUGUCUAGGAGAAGACCUUGAUGAAGAGGAAAUCGAAGACAUGAUCAAAGAAGUUGAUGUUGACGGCGACGGAAGGAUUGAUUUUUACGAAUUCGUACACGCACUUGGAGAACCAGAAGACUCGCAAGAAAAUGAUGACGAAGAAGAGGUGGUGUCACUGUCGGUUUCCUGUGACGUUAACGCUUAA